This is a messenger RNA of Callorhinchus milii (elephant shark), 3512 nucleotides long. RefSeq names its product RAB3C, member RAS oncogene family (gene rab3c). Lineage: Eukaryota; Metazoa; Chordata; Chondrichthyes; Chimaeriformes; Callorhinchidae. Gene Ontology annotation, cellular component: endosome; synaptic vesicle; plasma membrane. Gene Ontology annotation, biological process: protein localization to plasma membrane; regulation of exocytosis; protein secretion. The transcript is spliced from 5 exons. Bases 237 to 914 code for a protein of 225 amino acids. Gene Ontology annotation, molecular function: GTPase activity; GTP binding. The record is from RefSeq and is a predicted model, not a curated record.
AAGAGGUUCGGGUUUUACAGUGUCCGCUUCAGAGGCAGAGAGUCGCCGCUCGGUGGCUGAGAAGCUGUGAGAUCCUCCGGUCAAACCCACCGACUGGAGCAGAGGAGCGCCCGGGACUCUCCGCCUUCGCUUCGCUUCGCUUUGCUUUUCUCGGGGUCUCUUUUUUUUGGGGGGGUUGUGGGGGGGGGGGGCGCAGGAGGAGAGAAUUGUUGGGUGUUGAAGUUUGGUGUGUGCAGAUGGAGCUGUACGGUAAGAUGGCGGCCACACAAGAUUCUCGAUAUGGGCAAAAGGACACGGCUGACCAGAACUUUGACUACAUGUUCAAAUUACUAAUCAUUGGCAACAGCAGUGUUGGGAAAACCUCAUUUCUCUUCCGCUAUGCUGAUGAUUCCUUUACAUCUGCCUUUGUAAGCACUGUGGGUAUUGACUUCAAAGUAAAGACCGUGUACAGGAAUGAAAAAAGAAUCAAGUUGCAGAUAUGGGACACAGCAGGACAGGAACGUUAUAGGACUAUCACCACAGCUUAUUACCGUGGCGCAAUGGGCUUUAUUCUAAUGUACGACAUUACAAAUGAAGAUUCUUUCAACGCAGUACAAGACUGGUCAACCCAAAUCAAAACGUACUCCUGGGACAAUGCUCAGGUCAUAUUGGUUGGCAACAAAUGUGACAUGGAAGAUGAAAGGAUAGUAUCUGUGGAAAGGGGCAAGCAGUUGGCCGAGCAACUUGGCUUUGAAUUCUUCGAAACUAGCGCCAAGGACAACAUUAACGUGAAGCAAACAUUCGAGAGGCUUGUCGACAUCAUCUGCGAGAAGAUGUCGGAGAGUUUGGACACGGACCCUGCAAUCGCGGCAGGAAAACAGAACACAAAACUCACAGAGACUCCUCCUGCACAGCAGCAAAACUGUGGCUGUUAGUGACUCGCCCAUAGUACAUGGAGGCAAUGAAAUUAUGUCUGCAUUGCAAAGAUUAGUCUUUAGGUAUUAGUCCAUGAAAAUGUUACUGUAUGGCCUCUAUAUAUUAAACAAACUAAUCUAUUUAUUUUUUGCUAGUUUGUGCACAGUACUGUUCCCCAAGACCUCUUGCAUUAAAAUUGACAUUUAGUCAACCUUUACUGAUAUCUGUACUGGUUCUGCAAUUUCUCUGUAGAUUUGAGAUCUGUGUGACUGUUAAAAGAAAUGGUGGAUUCCCAGGCUUUGUACACUAGGUUUAUAAAUGAUCUAGACCCAUGUGCUCACUAGAUUUAUGUGGCCUUUCAAGCUUUUUCUCAAUGAUUAACUGCUUGCAUGUUGAGCUUAUCUUCAAUCUGCACACACUGUGAAUUCAGCAACAGAAAUGCACAUUUUUAAAUGACCGUGUUGUUAGUUUGACCAUUCAAAUAAGCAUUCUAUAUGUUGCAAUAGCAUACCUGCACCUCACCGUAGGAACAUUCACUGACUAGAGAUGUCUUUGGUAACUAAUAAAUGCUCUCCAAAAGUUAGGCCACAAGAUUAGUUUGGAUGAAGAAGGCCCUUCAGUCCAUCUGAUCUCAUCCCUCACAGGAAGUCAUGAAUAUAAAUCUGUGAACACACCAUGCCCAAUAGCAAUGAUCUUGACCAUAAGUUGUACUUACUCAUAAUUUUCAGUUAUAAUUUGACUUUUCACACCGUUUCUCUGUUAUUUUGCCUCUAAGCAAAGCUCAGAGAGGACGCUGUUCCAAAGUACAAAAGGAACAGAUUACCAAACUUAAGUGUUUUAUCGAGACAAAAUUUGCUUCCUAGUAAGAUUAUGCAUUGAAUGUACUUGAGAAUUAUUUUGCUGGUGUUUUUCAUUGUUUUUUUUUUGCCUGAGGAGAGAAAAUGUAAAAUAGUGGUAGGUGCUGAAGAAAUUGGAGUUUUAUAUCUUUGUGUAGCCUCUGUAUUGGGGGACAAUAGGCCACUAAGUGCAAUAUUUCAAAGAACACAUACUACAUCUCUAACUCAGUGCAGAUAUGAGUGCAAAAUCACAGAAUGCAGGGCUUCAAGUUAAUGCAGAUUUCUAGAAAAACACUAAAUUUUCUUCUGAUUCGCUUUCACUUUCAUAGCUGGCAAAGGCCAGAAUGUGUCACUAGAGAAGCUGUUAUUUAUUCUUUAUCCUAUCUUACCAUUCCAAGCUAUUGAAUAAAUAAGAACAUAAUACAGAAUGAGUACAAGGAACAGCAUCCAUUGAAACUCAGAGAAUGCUCAUAUCUUUUUAUCAUGCCACCUCUGGGUUACUUCAUUGAAAUCUUUCUUUUGUAGAAAAAAAACUAUUGGCUUUACUGGUAGAAAAGAAAACUCACCAGAGACAGUCAUAAAACUGCUAUGCUACUAAUAUAUAGAGAUGUCUAUUCAAGCCCUGCACAUGGUGUGCUUUAGCCAAUGUCUGCUAGCAUGGCGUGAAGUGAGAAGUGAUGUGAGAAUUCAUGGAGACAUUUGUGGGUCCUGUGCGAAUGUAUGUUGUGUGAUUAAAACAUAUUUAAGAAGAUAAUAAAUGUGCAGCGUGCCUGUGUAAUAAAUGUGCUGAAUCUAUAUGGCUCAGUGUAUCCGUAUAGUAAUAUGUCCACAACGUCCUGGAUCUGUGUGGCUCAGUGUGUCUCUACAGUAAAUGUGCUGAAUCUGUAUGGCUCAGACUGUCCGUACAGUAAUCGUGACUGGUUUGUAGUGACUGCUCGUAGUUGGAGAAGCUGGAGAAUAAUUUACGUAUGCAGAUGCAGUACAUGUUGCCAGCUUUUCACCAUUGGUGUAUGAACGGGUUUGGUUUGUGUGAGUGUAUUUAGUAUAAUCUCUCCAUAGGUCCUUAAGCAUAUUUUAGAAAUUAAUUACAUUAUUGAUUAUCGAUAAGGAAUCAUGCAAAACUUUCUAAAGAAGUCAUUAAAAGACAUUUUCCAAAUUAGGAGGGAUGCAGCUGGAGUUAAAAUAAAACAGGGCAUGGUGUAGGUAGCUGGCAAAGCAACGUAGUGGAAAGAACCCCAGUUGAAUGGGGAUUAUUCUUAAAGAAAGCUUUACAGAAUAUUGUGCAGACUGGAGAUAUACAGAUCAUUGUCUACUGAGGCCUUUUUGAUGGACAAACUUCACCCGAAGUACAACUGCCACAACAUAUGAACUUUGUUACUGCCUUUCUUCAAAUCACUGAAUCAAGCUUGCCAGACCUCUUGCUACAGAUGUACGUGUAGUUGCAAUGGUUGUUUACAAACAUGAGAAAAAAUCCAAUUCUUCAGUUCCCUACGUUUACUACGUUUACUGCCUGUGAAAGCUUAGUGAGGUGGUGCCAUAACAGACAUAUAGUUGAAACAGCUAUUUGAUCAAUGUUGUAAUCCCUUUAUAUAUAUAUACUGAAACAUGAAAGGUUACCUACACUAGAAAGUUAUGUAUGUGCAUAAUAUAUUUUACCUCUGUUGACAUUUGUUCUAUAUAGAUUGUACAGUAGAUCAGACAUUUUGUGUUUGUCUGUGAGAUAUGUAAAUGAACAAUGUGUUUUUGAAAGGAAAAUAAACUUGCAGAGACGAUAUCAAUCCA